CAUGGCGGCGACCUGACAAGUGCGGCACAUUUGUAAAUGCGAGUUACUAUGUAAAACUUAACACAACUACUCAAAUACGGAAAAAGACAUUCAUUCAAACUUUAAGAAUAUAUUAAUUGUGACGUUUCUGAAUGCAGUAGAAGCAUAAGAAUGAAAGACGUGCAAUAUAUCGACGGUAUCCGCCAUGUUGGAUAACGUAAUGCAUCAAGUGCAGGCUGGUGCAGGUUGCAUUAUAGUUGCAAUAUAGUUGCGGGAUAAUUACAAGAUGGCAGUAUCCCAUCAAAUACAGAAACGGAUGUGGAUACAAUUAUACAAAUCGUUGUACAGCUUGUCAUGACUUGCCGCGGAUUUCACGCGUUAAGUAAAGUUACCAGAUACACAUAUACUGAAAGGUUAUGCCAUAUGUAUGAAGUACAUACUUAAUAUAAACGUGACCAGUCAAUGUUGAAAAUGGUUACGAAGCAUUCCAGUUGAAUCGAUUGAUCUUUGGGUUUCAUCAACUGGAGUGUCAUGAUAAGGAAAAAGCUCCAUACCAACACACCAUUGUUGGUGGUGUUAGUUUUACUUAUCCUCUUAUACGUACAUUAUAUGACAUCUCUGAAAUGUGUGUCUGGAGAAUUAGCUGCAAAAAAUAAGCCUAAAUACAGGUUGAUCGUUCUUAUUCUUACCGCCGUUGAUAAUCUUGAACGAAGAGAUGCUAUUAGAAAGACAUGGCUGUGCGACGACCAUUAUAACGUGAAACAUCUAUUUGCGAUAGGUACUCUUGAUAUACAACCAGAGCAGCGAGAUACUUUACUAUCAGAAAAACAAAAGUAUAAUGACUUGCUUCUCUUAUCGAAGUUGCAAGAUUCAUAUAAUACUAUAACCAAAAAGAUUCUUUACUCCAUGGGACAGAUUUAUGAAACCUAUGAAUUCGAUUUCUUAUUAAAGUGCGAUGAUGAUUCGGUUGUCCUGGUCGAUCGAGUCUUGAAAGAACUUGACAAAUGGCAAAGUCGAGGUAUUAGAAAAGAGCUGUAUUGGGGAUUCUUCAAUGGUAAAGCACAAGUGAAGAGAAGUGGACCAUGGAAGGAAACUGACUGGAUUCUAUGCGAUUAUUAUUUGCCAUAUGCUUUAGGUGGUGGCUACGUACUAUCAUCCAAUCUGGUUAAAUUUAUCGCCAGGAAUUCAGAUGUCUUGAAAAUUCAGAAUUCUGAAGAUGUAUCGGUUGGUCUUUGGCUGGCACCUGUAGCCAAUAUCGAGAGGAAACACGACGUGCGCUUUGAUACAGAGUACAGGUCUCGGGGAUGCUUCAAUGAUUACAUAAUUACACAUAAGCAAAGCGUUGAAAGUAUGAAAAAUAUUCAUGAUCUCCGAAAAGCAACAGGCGCAUUAUGCACGAAAGAAGUAAGGAACCGUAUGAGUUACCAGUACGACUGGACUGUCCCACCUAGUCAAUGCUGCAACCGGCAGUCAGGAAUUCCAUAAAGUAUGCCAUUCUGCUUCUUGUUCUGUAUCAUUGGCAUAUUCUAGUCGUAACCUGACAUACUAGUUUUACAUUUCUUAUUUAUAUGCUAAAGGCAAUAAAACAUCUUCUUAAA
Molecule: messenger RNA, 1577 nt
Organism: Orussus abietinus
Lineage: Eukaryota; Metazoa; Arthropoda; Insecta; Hymenoptera; Orussidae
Gene: beta3GalTII
Product: beta-1,3-galactosyltransferase 6
Exons: 3
Coding region: 511-1464 (317 amino acids)
Biological process (GO): glycosaminoglycan biosynthetic process
Cellular component (GO): membrane
Molecular function (GO): UDP-galactosyltransferase activity
Source: RefSeq, a predicted model, not a curated record